Cryptotermes secundus is the source of this 4499-nucleotide messenger RNA. RefSeq names its product protein O-linked-mannose beta-1,2-N-acetylglucosaminyltransferase 1. Gene Ontology annotation, cellular component: Golgi membrane. The transcript is spliced from 9 exons. The coding region runs from base 1046 to 2644 and encodes 532 amino acids. Gene Ontology annotation, molecular function: beta-1,3-galactosyl-O-glycosyl-glycoprotein beta-1,3-N-acetylglucosaminyltransferase activity. Lineage: Eukaryota; Metazoa; Arthropoda; Insecta; Blattodea; Kalotermitidae. Gene Ontology annotation, biological process: protein O-linked glycosylation via N-acetylgalactosamine. The record is from RefSeq and is a predicted model, not a curated record.
GCUGGUACAAUAGGCCAGAAGUGACCGCAGUACAAGGGACUUAGUCCCACCCCACUAGCAAUAAAAAAAAAGUGUGUGUUGUCUCUGAAGCAGUGAGUUUUUAGGAUUCCAUAGCACUGAAGAUUUAUAUUGUGAUCAUGUGGGUCAGGACACGAUGUCGCUGUACAUAUGGGUGUUAGCUGGAAGCUGCAGUCAAUUAUGUUACUCUUGUAGGACUACAUGAUUCCCCAACCCACAAGAUCACAACACAGUGGGGUAUGCUGUUUAUAGGCGGGAGUAACUGUGACUUUCUUAGAUCACAUGUUACAGGUAGUAAUGACACCAUCCUCUAUGAGGUUGGCUGAACUACGGCUGUGUCUUUGGUGGGGACGCAUCAUGGACCAGGGAUGCGUUGGGACACAGCCUUGGGACACCUCCUCGUGGUCCCGCUGGGCAACGACAGUCUUGGGGUCUGGAUUACUAUGACCAACCGGGACUGGCGGCCAAGUUCCCAUAAAGGGCAAUGGCAUUAUGGCCGGAGCCUCCCACGCGGCGGCAUAAUGACUCUUGGGUAUCACUACGGUCUACCCAAGAUGAAUGCGGGAGACCACUCCUAUGGGGGUAGCUUCGGCUAUUUGAGUUGUCUCCCUAGAGUACCGAUAAGGUGCCGCAAGCCUUCGGGCUCAACACUCUAAAACGGUCUGACCAACCCAUGUGGAGGGGGGGAAUGGGGGAGCUCAUAAGCCACCCCCAGGGGCGACUCUCAUGUAGGUUGCCCUGGUCGCAACCUCAUGACUAGCUGGUGUUGCACUCCCAUCAAUCAUCUGGGAUACCCCUCUCCCCCUGAACAGGCACUCUUGGUCCUGGAGGCUUGUGAGGGUUUCAUUCACAAAAGGACCCAACCACCUAAGCCUAGGUGUGAGGCAUCGUGCUGAGGGCUGCGUGGCACUGGGGUGGUUAUUAGCCAGUGUCGUGAACGAUCCCCUCGGGGCACCAGGCAGCACCCCGUUGUAUUCAUGCCUUCCACCCGUAUGGGGCACUGCGGGUGGUGACCUUCUAUAUCCCCAUGACUCGUGGGACCAAAAUGAAAGGUACCAAAAUAAAAACCGGUCGUAUGGACCUUAAACAGAAGUGUGACUCCCCUCCAGGGGGAUCCCUACAAGAAAUACUUCAGCAGGGAGCCAGAAGCUCUGGUGCACCGUUAAGGUGCACAGUUGCAACCAGCGAACCUGCUGUUGAAAUUUCAGCCAAAGGCAGGGAUGAACCACUGGUUCAAAACCUGCCCGAGGCAAAACCAGAAACCACUCCCUUGGGAGUCAGUAGUACUGACAUACCACUGCAGGGAGCUAGUACAUCUAGCAUACCUACAGUAGGAGAAGGUCUGGGACCCCAAGUCCCUGUAGUAAGUGGAUUCCGUCUGGUGAAGAAGCUGUCCGGAUGCGCCAAACGGAAACUUAAAAAGGCAAGAGCUAGGGCAAGCGAAGCAGGAACUGGGGGCAUUCAGCAACCAGGAAACUCUGGUGCACCGUUAAGGGGCCUGGUUGCAUCCAGCAAACCUGCUGUUGAAAUUUCAGCCAAAGGCAGGGAUGAACCAGUGGUUCAAAACCUGCCCGAGGCAAAACCAGAAACCACUCCCUUGGGAGUCAGUAGUACUGACAUACCACUGCAGGGAGCUAGUACAUCUAGCAUACCUACAGUAGGAGAAGGUCUGGGACCCCAAGUCCCUGUAGUAAGUGGAUUCCGUCUGGUGAAGAAGCUGUCCGGAUGCGCCAGACGGAAACGCAAAAUGGCAAGAGCUAGGCCAAGCGAAGCUGGAACUGGGGGCAUUCAGCAACCAGGAAUUGCAGCCUCGCCCAAGCAGGGAGAAACCCCUACCGGGACCUUUAAGAGGCCAAGGUCAGAGGAGAGAACCCCAACAGAAAUGGCCAGAGCUCUGAAAAGGUCCAGGGACGCUAAGGGACCAGAGACCUACAAUGAGACUGUGACCAACAUAAAGGUAGCUAUCUUCAGGGAAACAUAUCCUGAAGAUAAGCUAACAGAAGGUGACCAGAACUCCAUUCUGGAUGUACUGGGAGGGGUGUUACGUAGGACUCCAUCCAGAGAACUACCACACCUGAAGUCCCACAGGCUGGAGGGAGGUGCACUUAUUUAUAUAUGCGCCGACCAGCAGUCUGGUCAGUGGCUUAUCAAAGCCAUUGACAAUUACAGGCUGGAGUCAGGGGCCAGGCUGAAGGCUACUGAUGCCAUAAAACUACCCAAACCAGUUAAAGUGGCUAUCAAGACUUGGGACAAAGUUGCCCAGAAUCAGGAAGAGUUACUGAAUUGGAUUGCACAUCUUAAUCCAGGACUCCAUACUGAGCGCUGGAGAGUACUUGAUACGCAAUCUGAGCCAAAAGGCCAGAGGCUUAUCUUACUUAUAGACCGGGACUCGUAUACCACUAUACAGAGGACCGGAUAUAAGUUAUUUACAGGGCUCUCACAGUCUACUGUUAAAGUGCUGAAAGACCCUGAGGCUCACCAACAGGAAACUGUGAUAGACACAGCAUCUUCAGAAUCGGGCUCUGAGGGGGAGGGGGAUGGUGUACCCACUCCUUCAGACCAAAGUAGAGCAGAUCAGGGGACCCCUUCAAAUGGAACCCAGUCUGAGACCAGGACAGAACAGUAAUCACACACACACAGAGACACACAUAUAAACUUAAACACACACAUACACAUAAACAUACACAUACACAGUACACACACAUAACAUGAAAUUCCUUCAAAUUACACUAAACCACAGCAAAGCAGCCAUGCUAUAUGCCAGCAGCUAGCUGAGGGAAAGGCAGAUGUAGCACUUAUUAAGGAACCUUGGUAAUACAAGGGUCAAAUAAGAGGUUUAACCUUUAACGGAGGAAUGUUGUAUAUAUAUGAGGCAGGACACUGCUCCCUUUGGGAGUGCUGACAGUUUGAUCUUGGGUUUGAAACCAAAGAAACUCCCCUCCCCCAAGAUGAUUCUUCAAUCGCACAAGGCUAAUAACACGGUCAGUGGCGUUUCUCAGGCGAGGCCAAGGUUAUCUGGGGCCCAGCUGAGCCGACUGGAGCCGACACAUUCACAACACUGGCCAACCAAAGGGAAACAAAGACGUCGUGUGUGUUCGCUAAAUAAGAAAAGCAGGAACACCAUCAGGAAUGGAACAGCGGUGAUGAUAACAUACACAUAUCGAGGAGGUUGCAUGGAGCUGACUGUUUCUUCAGUCUACCUUCCAUGUGACUGAGAUGAACCACCACCAACCAAGGAAAUUAGGGACAUCAACAGCUAACUUGUUGCUUCAGACUAUCCUGCUUAUAAAAUCUCGGAUGCUGAGGUCUCUUCUCUCUGUACAUGGAGCAAAUCCAGAGAUGAUAACAGUCUUUAUUGAUGGCUACUUUGAGGAACCGCUUGAGGUGACAAAACUCUUUGGACUGCGAGGAAUUCAGCACACCAAUUGGAGUUAAGAAUGCCAGAAUAUCAAGAUAUGGGAGUGGGAUAUGUGGAUGCGGCUACCUGAGGUUCAGAAGGGCAGAGAGUGUGUGAUUCCAGACGUGUCUCAGACGUACCAUUUCGGUGCUUCAGGUCUGAACAUGAAUUCCUACUUCCAAGACGUCUACUUCAAGAAACAUUCUUUCAAUACCUUGCCGUAUGUGAAGCUUAAACAUGUUGACAGCAUAAACAAGAGCAAUUGUGAAGAGUUAAUUGUGGACAUGUUCAAGAGAAGUCUUGUUUUGGAUCACAGCAAAUCACAAUGUGAGGAGAACUUCAUACCAGGCAAAAAGGGUGAAAUCAUAAUAAUGUUCAUCAAAAUGGAAGGACCAAAAGACUUUGUAACGUGGCUGCAAGUAGCCAAGUGCUUCAAGAUCUGGGACCCUGAUGUUCGAGGUUAUCACAAGAGUAUGUGGAGACUGCACAUGAAGGGCAGUGAAAUGCUUGUCAUUGGAGUGCCAAACUCAGAGUAUUCAUAACACAGUUGGAACCUGAAUCCUGUUAUUGGAGAUCUCACUUUCUUCAUAAGGUUGCCUACCCAAGAAAAUUCAAACCAUCAAAAGUAGCUCCAAUUUAUUUGGAGCCUCAUCAAGAGAAGAAUAAUGUCAGAUAGCAGAAGGUAACGGCAUUUAGAAGAUUCUUGGAUCCCACAUUGCCGUGAAGAUGAGCCAUCUGUGACACAGAGAUCUUAAUUUGAAGAUAGGACAUUAUUUUACGGCUUUACCAUCUUGCCUGUGCCAAUUCGUUAUGAGAAACUGUAAAGAACUGUUCUUCUUAAGAUGCCAAAACUGUGUGCUGAUUUCUGCUCUCCGUGAUGUUUGACAAUAAAAGGGGUGUGUACAUUGUGACUGUACCAGAAUGAAAAUAUUGUAGAUCCAUAGAAAGAAGCAGGUAUACCAUCUGAGUUGGAGUUACAGAUUUACAAGUACAGUAAAUUCCUGUUUGUCUGGUAUCCAGGCAUCCAGGAUUUUCAUUCAGCUGGCAAAAGUUUCCAAGAAAAUUAUAAAGUCAUUAAAAAAAU